GCUCUCCUCUUCAUUAUUCCUCUGGCUUCCAUGGACGACGAUCACUCUGCUCACCGGCCGCUUCUUCCGGCGGCCGACGAUCACUCUCCGGCGACCGGAAAUGCGUCGACGAUCAUCGUAUCUGGUGCGAAAUGGGUUCUGAAAUUGACGAUGUGGGUGAUCUUCAUCGGGUGGAUUAUGGUGAUUUUUCUGUACCCAGCUUCCUUCACUGUGGAAAUGUUUAACAAAUGGUUCAAUGCCACCGAAGUAACCCUUUUUGGGGUCACUGGCGGUGUCUUCCUAACUUUCAGCGCUCCCAUUCUCGUGAUUGCGGUCCUCUCGGCAGUGUACCUGGUUGUUUCUGGGGACGACGAGCCUUACCGGAAUAAGAAGAAGAAGAGUGGGAAAGAGAAGGCGAAAUGGCGGCUGUGGACGCUGCCGGUGGUGGUGGGGGGGCCGUUGGAAGUAGUUACGGCGGCGGAGUUAGUUGGGAUUGUGGUGGUUGUGGCGUAUGUUGUUUGGGCUGUCUAUAACUACACCUUGCGGAUGUUGGCCGACAGUUUCCUUCAGUAUUUAACUCCCAAACAGAAGAGUGCGGAGAUGUUGGAAAUCAUGGGACUGAGGCUUGGGUCAAUUGGAUUAUUCUGUUUGGGGUUUUUGUUUGUCCCAAUAUCGCGGGGUUCUGUCCUUCUACGCCUCAUAGACAUUCCCUUCGAGCACGCCACCAGAUACCAUGUCUGGUUGGGCCACCUCACAAUGCUCAUUUUCACCCUCCAUGGCUUGGCCUAUGUCGUUGGAUGGUACAUGCAAGGCCGAUGUAUCCAACAGUUGCUGGAGUGGAAAGACAUCGGAAUCGCGAAUCUUCCCGGAGUUAUAAGCCUUCUGGCCGGGAUCUUGAUGUGGAUCACCUCUCUCCCCAAAGUCAGAACCAAGAACUUCGAAUUGUUCUUCUACACUCACCAAUUAUACAUCGUUUUCGUCGUCUUCUUCGCGCUCCACGUCGGCGAUUUCGUCUUCAGCAUCGCCGCCGGUGGAAUCUUCCUUUUCGUCCUCGAUCGCUUCCUCAGAUUCCUCCAAUCCAGAAGAACCGUCGACGUAAUCUCCGCCAAGGCCCUCCCCUGCGGCACCGUGGAAUUGAUCCUCUCGAAACCUAAAAGUCUCCGAUACAACGCGCUGAGUUUCAUCUUCCUGCAAGUUCGAGAGCUGUCGUGGCUGGAGUGGCAUCCGUUCAGCGUUUCGUCGAGUCCAUUGGAAGGAGAAGAUCGGUUGGCGAUUCUGGUAAAAGUUCUUGGGAAAUGGACGGAGGGGCUUCGGGGAAAGAUCUUGAAUGAUAAAAUUACAGAGCUCUCUUCUGAUAAACAUCGGUCUCGAAUGACGGUUGCUGUGGAGGGGCCUUAUGGCCAUGAAUCGCCAUAUCACUUGAUGUACGAAAAUCUGAUUCUAGUAGCUGGAGGAAUUGGAAUUUCUCCUUUCCUAGCCAUAUUGAGCGACAUUCUCCAUCGUACCAGAGAUGGGAAACCAUGUUUGCCAAAGAAGAUUUUGGUUGUUUGGGCAGUCAAGAAAUCAACUGAGCUUUCUCUUCUCUCCACUCUCAAUGUGGAAUCAAUUUGUCCAUUUUUUGCUGAUAAACUCAACAUCAACAUCUCCAUCUAUGUUACUAGAGAAUCACAACCACCAUUGGAAGGUGAAAUCCAACCCACAAAGGUGAUUUCAAUUUGUCCACUAUCAAAGGGAUCCAAAGUGAGUGUUUUGGUUGGGACUGGUGACAAUGUAUGGUCAGGGCUGUAUGUUUUUUUCUCAACUGUGGGCCUUGUCCUCUUAGUGGGCUUACUAGAUGUCUAUUACAUCAACCCUUUUCACAUCAUAAAAUGGUGGUACAAAGGCCUCCUCUUCUUGCUUUGCAUGCUUGCAAGUGUUGUUCUCUUUGGAGGUCUUGUGGCUGCCUUAUGGACUCUUUGGGAACAACACAUUUCAACCAAAAGGAUAAACCACAACAAUGACAUUGAAGAUCAAGUGGGUGGAGACAUCCCCAAAGAGAGUUUUGCACAAAGGGAUUUCACUUCCAAGCCCUUUGCAACUUCUACCACUAUUGAGUAUGGAUCUAGACCAAACUUUGAAGAGAUUCUUGGAUCAGUAUCUGAGGAUCGGGGCAAAGUUGAUGUUGGUGUAUUAAUUUGUGGUCCUUCUACACUUCAAUCAAGUGUAGCAAAAGCAAUUAGGUCACACAACAUGGGCAGACGCAGCCAUCAUCCAAUCUUCCAUUUCCACAGCCACAGUUUUGACCUUUAAUGUGAGCCGUAUAGUAGUGCUAUAUUGAAGUUGGCAAAAAAAAAAAAGGGUUUGUAAAUUGUAUUACUGUAUACAUACUGUAUAGUUUUAAUUAUAAAACUUAUAUUUAAUGUAUUUUAGGAAUUAUUUAAA
Momordica charantia (bitter melon) is the source of this 2400-nucleotide messenger RNA. RefSeq names its product ferric reduction oxidase 7, chloroplastic. Gene Ontology annotation, cellular component: plasma membrane. NCBI's taxonomy places the organism in Eukaryota, Viridiplantae, Streptophyta, Magnoliopsida, Cucurbitales, Cucurbitaceae. The record is from RefSeq and is a predicted model, not a curated record. Gene Ontology annotation, molecular function: ferric-chelate reductase activity.